Alligator mississippiensis (American alligator) is the source of this 2025-nucleotide messenger RNA. It is a transcript of the gene IL18, whose product is annotated as interleukin 18. Gene Ontology annotation, molecular function: cytokine activity. The record is from RefSeq and is a predicted model, not a curated record. NCBI's taxonomy places the organism in Eukaryota, Metazoa, Chordata, Crocodylia, Alligatoridae. Gene Ontology annotation, biological process: inflammatory response; immune response. The transcript is spliced from 5 exons. Bases 1303 to 1887 code for a protein of 194 amino acids.
CUGCGUUGUGCACACGGGCUUCGUUCAGCUCCUUUCGAGCCGACCCGAGAGAGAGCAGGACGCCGGCAGGCUGCCCCCGUGCCCGAAGAAGGGCGCUUGUGCCCCCAAACUUGCCAAAAACCAAAAUAAAAUAUUUCCAACUCUUCACUGGGUCUAAUACAAGACAUCGCACUCACAUGACCCUUCUGCGGCUGCUUUGUUUCCAGCCGUGUUGGGAAAGUGCAAGUGAGAGCUCGGCUGUGGCCCCAGGAACAGCGAGGAGGGGAAGGACAAAGACAGACAAGGAAGAAGUGUUUCCUUCCAUUUCAAGGUCGGAAGGAUUCGGGCGAAAUGCCUUGCCGCCAUGCCGCCGAAAAGGACACCCCACACAUCCGCCCGCGGGAUAAAAGCAACACGUUUGAAGAAAGAAACCCAGCUACAAACACUAUACUAACAAUGGAGCCCACCAACGUGAUAAACACAUUGUUAAUGUCACUAUAGUAGUAAAUCAAGACCUGAAUCUACAAUAUCGUUGUAACCAGCUCCACAAUUGACCAAGUCUAAGGUUACAAUGUAUCACUCAUCUCAGUAAAAAGACCUGGUUAAAUGCUGGGAGGGGAGCUCCUGUCAAACGUGCCGUUUGGGGUUGUGCGGUCGGUCAGUUGGUCUCGUUAUGAGGACUGAAAGGAGCGGGGGAAAUCCCUUGUACUUGCCCGAUUCCUGCCAGGCUACGAAUGCCAGAGCCAGCGAUGAACACCGCCGGGCGCAAGGGCGGGUGCCAUGUCACUGAACAGGCGUCAUCGGUGAUCUCCGAAAAUCAUUGCUCAGAAACCCUGUGCUUGCCAUGACCAUCAGGAGCAGGGUCCAUACUGAGGACCGGGCUCGUGCAGGGUGAUCUGGGUGGCUUGGUAACCCGAGCCCUGCCAGCUGAGUGCAAGUACAUGAAUGUGAACAUGUUUUAGCUCGCUAAAAAAAACUGUCACUUGCUCAAAAUUUUUUUCCCCAACGAUUUAAGUUGGUGUAACACAAGAGACCGGAUUCACGGGAAGAGCCGUGACCGCGCGGGGCGCAGCGGAAGGAAGCGAUGUUGCUGCUGCGAGACUCAUCUUGCGGCUGUGCUGCCCAGCCCGGGGGCGAAGCACGUGGGAAAAUUUGGGUUUUGUGCAGAGGGAGGGAGCAGCCGCGGGCCGCCCCUCGCACGUGGGGCUUGUCCAGCCUCCAGCAACAACCCCGGUGCAGGCGGGAAGCAGCCCGCAGUGUAUCUCCAGCCGCGGAGCCGCAGCUCACCCGCCGAGAAGCACCCUGCACGGAACCAGAGCGAAGAUGACUUGCAAAGAUGUUUUGGUCCUUCCAGUCCAGUUUGGGGAAAAUCUUGAACUCUAUUUUGAAGAAGCUUUAGAGUGCGACUCCCUGCGGAAAGAAAACUGCAUCUGUCAGCAAGUCUUUCGAAACAUCAACAGUCAAGUACUUGUGGUGCGGUCAGAUUCAAAUGUAGGGGUAUUCGAAUCUGCGGCAGAUCAGGAGGUGAAACAUGGGAGUGGAAUGCUAUUCACCAUUCACUAUUAUUCAGAAACGGGUAUACCUAUAACCGGGCCGGCUGUAGCAUUCAGUGUCCAAGCAGGUAGCAAGACUUACUCUAUGUACUGCACGAAUGAAAGCGGGAAAAGAAUGGUUCGAUUUCGGGAGGGAGAGCCUCCCAAGGACAUUGAAGACCAAAUAAUUGACAUUGUUUUUAUUCAAAAGCUGUUUACACCAGGAGACAGCAUGUCAUUCAAGUUUGAAUCUUUGCUGAUGCCAGGAUAUUUCUUGGCCUUUGCAGAAGAGGGCAGCUUAAUGAAACUGAUUUUAAAGAGCUGUGAGAGUGGAGAUGAAGUAGACGAGACCAUGAAGAUACAUUUCUACGCUUAAACUAAACCGAAAACUACUCUAAAAGCAACUACAUAAGCUAUUUAUUGGCUGCCUUUUAAAACAUCUUACAUGGCAGUUAAUUACCAACUUUUUUGUAAUUUUAAUAAUGCAGUUUUCUUAAAAUCAUUCAAUUCUUCA